Diorhabda sublineata is the source of this 1668-nucleotide messenger RNA. It is a transcript of the gene Vps26, whose product is annotated as vacuolar protein sorting-associated protein 26B-like. Bases 247 to 1434 code for a protein of 395 amino acids. The record is from RefSeq and is a predicted model, not a curated record. Gene Ontology annotation, cellular component: endosome; retromer complex. The transcript has 8 exons. Gene Ontology annotation, biological process: intracellular protein transport; retrograde transport, endosome to Golgi. Lineage: Eukaryota; Metazoa; Arthropoda; Insecta; Coleoptera; Chrysomelidae.
ACUUAUAAAGAAAAUGAAGAUUCUACGAAUACAUAUAAAUUUAAUUCGAUGUAGUGGCAGCCAUUUUAAAUUAUAUUAUAGUUAUUUGUAAUAUCCUUGUUAAGACAAAUAUUUAUUAUAUUUUAUUAUAGAAUGAAUUAUCUUUGAUGUUUAGACAAUUAAAACAAUAUAUAUUCAUAAGUACAAUAUAUUGAUAUACAUUUCAUUUAGUUAUUGUCGCUACAUUAAAGUUUGAAGUUAAAUAUAAUGAGUUUUUUUGGAUUUGGCCAAUCAGCCGAAAUAGAAGUUAUUUUAGAUGGACAAGAUUCAAGAAAAACUGCAGAAGUCAAAACUGAGGAUGGUAAAAAAGAAAGACUGUAUUUGUAUUAUGAUGGUGAAACAAUAUCGGGAAAGGUGAAUGUGAGUUUGAAGAAACCAGGUACUAAGUUGGAACAUCAGGGUAUUAAAAUCGAGUUCAUUGGUCAAAUUGAAAUGUUUUAUGAUAGAGGAAACCAUCAUGAGUUCAUAUCUCUUGUUAAAGAACUGGCAAGACCAGGUGAUAUGAUUGCAAAUUCAAGUUAUCCAUUCGAAUUUAGUAAUGUAGAGAAGCCAUUUGAAGUGUAUACAGGUACUAAUGUAAGAUUGCGCUACUUUUUGAGAGUAACGAUUAUUAGAAGAUUAGCUGAUAUAAUGAAAGAAAUUGACAUAGCUGUUCAUACCCUAUCAAGUUAUCCAGAAAUGAAUAAUUCUAUCAAAAUGGAAGUAGGCAUUGAGGACUGUCUGCAUAUUGAAUUUGAAUACAACAAAUCUAAAUAUCAUUUAAAGGAUGUUAUUGUUGGAAAAAUAUAUUUUCUAUUGGUUCGGAUAAAAAUUAAACAUAUGGAAAUUGCCAUAAUAAAAAAAGAGACUACAGGAUCUGGACCUCAUAUAUAUACAGAAAAUGUUACUAUUGCAAAGUAUGAAAUUAUGGAUGGAGCCCCAGUAAGAGGAGAAAGCAUUCCAAUCAGGGUAUUUCUGGCAGGGUAUGAUUUAACUCCUACUAUGAGAGAUAUCAACAAAAAAUUCUCUGUUCGAUAUUUUUUAAAUUUAGUAUUAAUGGACACUGAAGAUAGAAGAUAUUUUAAACAGCAGGAAAUCACUCUUUGGAGAAAAGGUGAUAAACUUCGAAAGCCCAACUUACAAAGCCCAGCUAUAAUGGCAGGUACACAGAAUCUUCAGAAUACUGCUCAGCAGUACCAGCAUCAAACAGCAGGUGAUAAUGAUAAUAAGACAACUGUUAAAGAGGACUUCCUACGUGCACCUAGUUCUCAAUCGAAUGACAAGCUCAACGAAUCGGCAGAUCCGUUCGACCAACGAGUUUCUUCGCCAACAGAAAGUCCAGAAAAUAUGAUUCAAAACAUGACCCGAGAAGCGGGUGAUGGACAAAAUGAUAGCAGCAAUGACCAAGUGGAGUGAUAUAAAUAUAGAAUAUCUGGUAGAAAAGUGACUAAGUUGUUGGAAUUAAUGAAAUGGUUAUUUUUAAGGCCGGAAGUGUCGACGAAUAAUGUGCACGUAAUUUGUAAAUAAACUAAUUGUUAUUAUAUUACAGUUAUAUUGAACUGUCUGUAUAUGAAGCAAAUUUAUUAAUUAAUUUACAUAUUUUAAUUUUAUUGUAUAUUUCUCAUUUAGCUCAUUAAAAAAAGUUAAGGA